AUGGAUGCCACUUGGCGCAAUGUGCCGCUGGCGGACGCGUCCGGUUCACUGACUUCCGACAGCGCGCGAGUACUGGAACAGGAGCUAAAUGAGGAGCGUUUGGCGGUCGUCACUCUCCUAGGUCCACCGUCCACCCGCGCAGCGAGGGGCGAACUUAUGGCCAAACUACUGGGACAGAAGGAGGCUUCUCUCUCCUCAAGUGAUGAAUCUCUCGUGCUGCUGACCAGCGUCGCGUAUCUCGAAUUGGAUUUCCAUGUUCUGGUAUUCGACAUCAAUGCGACGGUGAACACAUCUUCAGGACUUGAGCAGCUCGUCGGCGCGUUUUGCGCGCUAUCGUCGCUGGUGAUUUCGUGCUACGAUGAGAUCGGGUCUACUCGCUGCCUCGCGCCAUUCCUACCGCAGUUCCAGUCGUUGUUCCAAACACUAGUGAGAGAGUUCGCUACAAUGGAAGUGUUCGAAAUGCUUCCCAAAAUGUUGAACAUCGACUGGUCCCCCAGUCGCUCACUUGCAGACGCUGAGAAGGAGGACAAAGCAAAUACCGCCGAAGCACUCGAGAGUCUCAUCAGAUUCAAGCAACUGGGGGUCUUUUAUCCUCGAAGCAUUACACAGAUGAACUUUGGCGACUUCUGUGGGGCACACGCAACGGUUAAAAGAUUGUUUGGGCUGGAGAUGACAGGCGAGAUGCUGAGCUCGCUUCUUCGUAAGUUGUCAGCUCAGGUGUUAGAACAAGACCCGCUGGACUUUGGAACUGCAUGGGACGACUUUGUGGAGGACAAGUGCCGAGUACUAGCAGAGGACGCGUUGAAUACGUACGUGGAUUGUGUGCAGCCUGCUGUGUUAGAGCAUCCGCCUAUGGAGCUGAAUGCAUUCAAGCAACUGCACGAGGAGAUUUGGCGUCUUAGUAUGGAUGUCUACCAUUCAGCGAGCAAGUUUAAGUCCACAAGACACCGCACUGUUCGCAACAAACUCAAGGCAGACAUACGCGCACACUACGAGACCGAACUGAGCACUCUCACGCUAAAGUCGCGCGAGUAUUGUGAGGAGCUACGACAGACUCUGUGGACUGAGCUUUACUCACGUGCCACCCACAAGCGUGAUGGUGGAACGUUCACUGCAAUGCUGGCUGCGAUCCAAGAGUUUGAUAAGCAGUUUAACGAGAAAGCGCGUGGCCCCGAGAAAGCUGCUGUGCUUCGGGAUUUCUACCAGCAUGAGGCCAUUCAAGCUUUCCAUCAACUUGAAAAUGUUGUGACUCAACAACUAAGCGAGUCUCGUUUGGAAGAACUACGGCUUCAGCUUGAGAAAGAUUUUGCAGACAAGAAGGAGGCUCUCGUGGAGCAUUUUAAACAAGAGGAAGCCCAGUUGCGCGCUGGAAUGGCACGUGAUAUUGAGACGAUGCAAAAGAUGCAUGAAGCGAAGGCUGCUCGUGUGAAAAUCGAUGGGAGUGAGACCAAAAGGCUUCGAGACGAGUUGAACGAACUGAAACGUCAGAAUGCAGAGCUGCAAGAGAAGGCAGUUGUACUAGAACACGCCCAACAGGAUGCCACUAAUCAAAAGACAGUGCUUGCAACGAAGGUGGACGAACUGGAAAUUGCAGUACGGCGCGAAAUGGUCAACCGUACGGAGCUGGUGGAUACACUGGCGUUGACAAUAAAAAACGCAGAGGAGAAGGAGAAAGCUCUCAACGAGAAAAUCGCCGAGCUGCAGCUAGAGCUGGGAGAGAAAACCUUCCGUGUCGAGGGCGAGUUGCAGGACCUAACACAGCAGUUGCGAAAGACGAACGAGGAAAAAGAAGAGCUGCAAAAGAAACUCAACGAAUUUUUCUUGAAGGUGACCGCACUACCGGAUGCAUUACAACAGCAUCUCUUUUGCAUGGAAAAUGAUGAUAAAGUCGAUUUUGCAGACGCCCUAACCAGCUAUAUGAGUUGA
Molecule: messenger RNA, 1926 nt
Organism: Phytophthora nicotianae INRA-310
Lineage: Eukaryota; Oomycota; Peronosporomycetes; Peronosporales; Peronosporaceae
Exons: 2
Coding region: 1-1926 (641 amino acids)
Molecular function (GO): GTP binding; GTPase activity
Source: RefSeq, a predicted model, not a curated record